Acanthochromis polyacanthus (spiny chromis) is the source of this 2398-nucleotide messenger RNA. It is a transcript of the gene csnk1a1, whose product is annotated as casein kinase 1, alpha 1. The record is from RefSeq and is a predicted model, not a curated record. The transcript is spliced from 11 exons. Gene Ontology annotation, biological process: peptidyl-serine phosphorylation; signal transduction; negative regulation of canonical Wnt signaling pathway. Lineage: Eukaryota; Metazoa; Chordata; Actinopteri; Pomacentridae. Gene Ontology annotation, molecular function: protein serine/threonine kinase activity; ATP binding. Bases 564 to 1661 code for a protein of 365 amino acids. Gene Ontology annotation, cellular component: cytoplasm; nucleus.
GCCUCCAACGGAAACCAGCUGAGAGACGGGGUAGAGAAGACAAGAUGGCGGAGUGAGUGGGUUGCGCUUUGUACGAACGGUUGCGACCAUUAAAGUUAGCCGAUAUCGCUCUCGAAGGAUUGAACGCGCAACGACACACUCGUGGAAAAAACUGAUUUUGUCUCUCAGCACGGAGGAGGUCUGGGCAUCUUUCGCAGCGGUCCUUGCGACAACGUUAGCUUGAUGCUAACGUAAGCUAACGUUAGAUUUGACUAACAUUAGCUGCUACUUCGUCGUAGCUGGGCGGUUGGUUCAGGCCCAAAGCUUCAUAGAAUUGAGUUUUGGAUGGGUGUAAAGAUCCUUGUAGCCAGUGGCAUAUGAGUAGAGCCAAUAAAGCGUUAUAUCGAAAACGUGAAUGGUCGUUCGUUUUAGGUAACAUUAUUUUGAGUAACAGUUAGUCCAUAAUUACUCCAAUCGACACCAACUGGACAUACAGGACUGUAUGUUUUGCUGACAAUCGGGCUACAUUGCCACACAAAAUUCCCUAAAGUUGUUCAGGUGGAAAUCGUCUCUUGGUGGAUAUUAUGGCAAGCAGCAGUGGCUCCAAAGCCGAAUUCAUCGUCGGUGGAAAAUACAAGCUCGUCAGAAAAAUUGGAUCGGGAUCUUUCGGUGACAUCUAUCUGGCCAUCAACAUCACAAAUGGAGAGGAGGUAGCCGUAAAAUUGGAAUCGCAGAAAGCCAGACAUCCACAGUUGUUAUACGAAAGCAAGCUGUACAAAAUCCUACAAGGUGGUGUUGGGAUUCCACAUAUCAGGUGGUAUGGCCAAGAGAAGGACUACAACGUCCUAGUCAUGGAUCUGCUGGGACCGAGUCUGGAGGAUCUGUUCAAUUUCUGCUCUCGCCGAUUCACCAUGAAAACGGUCCUUAUGCUGGCAGACCAGAUGAUCAGCAGAAUUGAGUAUGUACACACAAAGAACUUCAUCCACAGAGACAUCAAACCAGACAACUUUCUCAUGGGUAUCGGCCGUCAUUGUAACAAGUGUUUAGACUCGUCAGUGGGGAAGAGGAAAAGAAGCUUGGCUGUUAGCUCUUCUCAGGACCCAUCUUUCUCAGGAUUAAACCAGUUGUUCCUUAUUGACUUUGGUUUGGCGAAGAAGUACAGAGACAACCGAACACGACAGCACAUCCCCUACAGAGAAGACAAGAAUCUGACGGGCACAGCACGCUAUGCCUCCAUCAACGCACACUUGGGCAUUGAACAGAGUCGCCGUGAUGACAUGGAGUCAUUAGGCUACGUGCUGAUGUACUUCAACAGAACCAGUCUGCCAUGGCAGGGAUUAAAGGCUGCCACAAAGAAGCAGAAGUAUGAGAAGAUCUCAGAAAAGAAGAUGUCCACCCCUGUUGAGGUCCUCUGUAAGGGUUUCCCAGCAGAGUUUGCCAUGUAUCUGAACUACUGCCGUGGCUUGCGCUUUGAGGAGGCUCCAGACUACAUGUAUCUGCGUCAGCUGUUUCGCAUCCUCUUCAGGACUCUGAAUCAUCAGUAUGACUACACAUUUGACUGGACCAUGCUGAAACAGAAAGCAGCUCAGCAGGGGGCCUCCUCUGGGGGCCAGGGCCAGCAGGCACAAACCCCCACAGGCAAGCAAACUGACAAACCCAAGCCUAACAUGAAAGGUUUCUGAUGGGUCUCUGCCCUGAGCAGAGCUGCCGAUGCGUUGGUAACCAGGACCAACAAGUCUCUCUUCCUGGACAAGCGACAAACAGAAAGUCUGUGUCUUUCCUUCCAUCACAACUAUCUAUGUAAUGGAAAUAUAUAGAUUUACACACGCCUUUGUCAGUUGUGUUAUCUAUAUAAUCAUAUGUGUAUAUAUAAUGAAACUCCACUCUGAAAGAAAAAAAUUUUUUUUUAGGAUGUGGAGGCUGUAGCCCCCUGCCCCCGACCUAAGACACAUCCCACAUCCCUGUUUGUGCCCUCCUUUCAGUGUUGACUUUACGUAAAGUUUCUUUGGAAACUGAAGUUAAAAUAGUCAGCUGACCUUUUGUUUCUCUCCCAGUGAAACUGUCUCAAAGCUUAUCUUUCCCUUCUCACUCCUUAAUUAUUUCACUCCCUCCUUUUACCAAGAAAAUGUUAAAACAUGUAAACCUAAAACCUGUUCUCUCAUUUUGUUUCAUAACUGAAUGAUGAACCCUGGAUGUUAUUUACUAAAAAUCAAAACUGUUGGAUUUUUUUCUUGUUUUCUUUUUGUUUUCCUAUGGUGAUUAGGAGUUUGCCUGUUGACAAUAUAAGCGGCUGAUGGCAACAGUCAAUGGUAGAAUGAUGCUCUGGCUCUUUCCCUCUCUCUAGAGCUCUGAAUUAUUAAAUCUCUUGUAAAACCUAUGGUCUUAUCCAAAAAUGCCAAUAAAAACAUUACAUAACUCA